Molecule: messenger RNA, 1009 nt
Organism: Harmonia axyridis
Lineage: Eukaryota; Metazoa; Arthropoda; Insecta; Coleoptera; Coccinellidae
Exons: 2
Coding region: 96-410 (104 amino acids)
Biological process (GO): signal transduction by p53 class mediator; regulation of mitotic cell cycle
Cellular component (GO): nucleus
Molecular function (GO): cyclin-dependent protein serine/threonine kinase inhibitor activity
Source: RefSeq, a predicted model, not a curated record
UAGUAUUUUUGGUUUUUUUUUUGGUGGAUAACCGGUUGGAUUUGGGCGUGAUACGUUGUUGGUUUUUAUCUAUAGGAACAGAACAGACUGAUCAAAUGGCAGAAGAUGCCGGCAGAAACAUUGGAGGUGAAGAUAUCGACGACAGGAGAGAGCGAUUAAGGAACGUUAGAAGAAGAUUGGACUUUGGCCAGGACCAUUCUCAGCAGAAGGAGGAAGAUGAAGCAGCUCUUGGCGUCGUACAGAAUGACUUCAAUGCUGCCUCCGCCAAAUGGAACUUUGAUUUUGCAAACGAAGUACCUUUGGAGGGGGAUUGGGAGUGGGAGAAGGUAGAAGACAGGCAGGAGCAGGAUUACAAGGGACUGACUAUUGUUAAGGAGAUUAAGAAGACCAUCGACGCGAGAAGCAUUUGACGGAGAUGUAUUUUUUACAAUUUUACUAUAUUCAUAUACUUAUUAUAAUAUACACGCCGAAAACCACAAGUACAUUCUAUAUUUUUAGCACUGAUCUUGCGAUGAUUCCCGCUAUCGGGAACAAAUUGUACUGAACUCAAAUUUUUGUGAUUCGAUCGCAUUCUAAAUGAAAAAGUACUUAAAAUGUUCGGGAAUAGAUUGUAUAAAUUUGAGGAUUUUUGACUAAAUUCCUUUUCCAGUUGAAUUGAUGUGUGAUUUUUACAUUUUCUCUAUUUCGUACUGAUUUCUGAUCUCUUAUUUAUUCGAUAAAUUAUUGUGAAAUUUUUAUAAAAAAUUCAAGGAAAAUUCUGGUAUGGUUGUUUUUCUACGUGUUUUCAUGAUAAGCCGUUCUUUAUUUUAUGUUAUGUGUUAUUAUUUAUCUAUUUAUUCGUUAUCAAGUAGCAAUAUUGAUACUAGUCUUAAAUUAGAGUAGAUGUAAACUGUAUAAUUUAUAGUUAUUUUUAUUAUGGUGAUUGGAUUUGAUAUCCAAUUAAUACGGCUCUAUACCAAAAAUUUGUAUAUAAAAUGUAAAAAAUAGUAAUAUAUUAAUGUGAAUGGUU